Messenger RNA from Drosophila kikkawai, 5119 nucleotides. It is a transcript of the gene Pld, whose product is annotated as Phospholipase D. Gene Ontology annotation, biological process: intracellular signal transduction; regulation of vesicle-mediated transport; phospholipid catabolic process. Gene Ontology annotation, cellular component: intracellular membrane-bounded organelle. Gene Ontology annotation, molecular function: D-type glycerophospholipase activity; phosphatidylinositol binding. NCBI's taxonomy places the organism in Eukaryota, Metazoa, Arthropoda, Insecta, Diptera, Drosophilidae. The record is from RefSeq and is a predicted model, not a curated record.
ACGCUCCCAUAACGCCAGGCAGUCGUUUGCAAGCCUCGAAGGCGUCCGGGAAGCUUCAAUUGAAACUCAACAAGAAUAGCUUAACUAAAGUCGACAUUUUUGUGUAAUUGUUCGGUGAAUAAAAGAAAUGUAAAAGCGCAUUAAAGAAACGAAUAGCUCGUGCCAAUUCCCCUGGGCUUUCUCUCGUCUCUCUCUGCCUCUUUUCUCGCUUCGCUUCCAGUGAGAAAUCAAAGUCGAUCGGUGAUAUUUUGACGUUAGUCAGCCUUUUACUCUUAGUUGCUCCGUGCUCUCCGAACAAACAACCAGCCAGCCAGCCAGCCGAAUUUUCAAGUUUCUCGACGCGACGCGGUCUCCUUCGAAAGCAAUAACACGAGACUUGUCGGGUGUGUGGUUGUGUUUGUGCGAUUGAUUAACAGCACUUUAAUAUAUUUAAAUUUUAUUAAUUUUUAUACACACACACACUUGUAAGUGUGUACACUGUAAAGCGCGUUCAGUUGAAUUGCUGUAAUUAUCAGAGUGCUAAAUCGGUGCACAUAUAUGUACAUAAAUUAUAUUCGAAUUUAACCCACUGCCGAAUCGAAGUGAGUGCCAGUGUGUGUAUGUGAGAUUUAUCCCCAGCAGACGUAUGAAUCACAAGAGGAAUCUGUACCGUUAGCAUUUGGAGCCAGCAAAGUUUUGGCCGUGACUUCUGACAUCGCUGAAUACCCCACAGACGAUGUAUACCGGCCAACCCACUACAGUGGCUACGUGAAUCGUGGCUACGAUGAUCUAGAUAGUUCCUACUACUUUUCCCAAUUUGAGGCCAUGGCAGAGGUUCGUGCAGGGAAUGGAGCGGUUCUGCCGCCCUAUGCAACCGACUCGGAUAUCGAGAAAGGAAGCGGGGGCAGUCGGGAGGCAGAUGCCUCUGCGGAGGACUCCAAUAACGAGGAGGAUGAGGAGGUCUUCCGGGACUGCACUGACGAUGUGGUGGCUGAGCAUCAAAGCCGCUGCCUGCCAGAGUUUCAAUUCUCGCUGGUCGAUUCUGAGUAUGAUGAGACACUGGCCUUUCCGGACUCGGUCACCAUCCUGUCGAAUGUGGGCGACAAGCCGGUGCUGGUGGAGCGCAAGGAGACGGACGACGAUGAUGAGGAGUUCGAUGACGAGGAGAACAACAGCGUGGUGCUGCGCCACGAAAUACCCUUCACCAGCAUUUAUGGUCCGAGUGUCAAGUUCAACUCCUUUCAGCGCAAGGUCUUCAUUCCGGGUCGCGAAAUUCACGUCAGAAUUGUGGACACAGAGCGCAGCGUCACAACACAUCUGCUUAAUCCCAAUCUUUAUACCAUCGAACUGACUCACGGCCCCUUCAAGUGGACAAUUAAGCGACGCUACAAGCACUUCAACUCGCUGCACCAGCAACUCAGCUUCUUUCGGACAUCUCUAAACAUUCCAUUCCCCAGCCGCAGUCACAAGGAGAAGCGAACCACGCUCAAGGCCACCGCUGAAAGUCAGUUGGCGGAUGAGUCCACUCUUAAGGAUUUGCCCGCUCACACCAAAGUCAAGCAGUGUAGCACUCCGGUUAGUGGUCAGGGUCACAACAACAACAACAAUGGCUCCGGCAACAAUGCCAUGGCCAUCAUCAGUCCCAGUCACAGUUCAAUUCUGGCCGGUCUCACGCCCCGCCGCAUCCAGAAAAAGCGCAAGAAGAAAAAGAAACGGAAACUGCCACGAUUUCCAAAUAGGCCAGAGAGUCUGGUCACAGUCGAAAAUCUGGUUGUGAGGAUCAAGCAGCUGGAGGAUUAUCUAUACAAUCUGCUCAACAUCAGUCUAUAUCGAUCACACCACGAAACGCUCAAUUUUGUGGAGGUUUCCAACGUGUCAUUUGUGCCCGGCAUGGGCAUCAAGGGCAAGGAGGGCGUGAUCCUGAAGCGGACAGGCUCAACCAGACCCGGUCAGGCGGGCUGCAAUUUCUUUGGCUGCUUCCAAAAGAACUGCUGCGUCCGCUGCAACUACUUCUGCUCGGAUGUGGUGUGCGGCACUUGGCGCAGCCGCUGGUUCUUUGUGAAGGAGACCUGCUUUGGCUACAUCCGUCCAACGGAUGGCAGCAUCCGGGCAGUGAUCCUGUUCGAUCAGGGCUUCGAUGUCUCCACGGGCAUCUACCAGACAGGCAUGCGCAAGGGUCUUCAGGUGCUGACCAACAACCGACACAUUGUUCUCAAGUGCUGGACACGGCGGAAGUGCAAGGAAUGGAUGCAGUACCUCAAGCAUACGGCCAAUUCGUACUCCCGGGACUUUACGCUGCCUAACCCGCACAUGUCCUAUGCCCCGAUGCGUGCUAAUACGCAAGCCUCGUGGUAUGUAGACGGUGCCCAGUAUAUGUCGGCCGUGGCCGAUGGGUUAGAAGCUGCCACGGAGGAGAUCUACAUAGCCGAUUGGUGGCUUAGCCCGGAGAUCUAUAUGAAGCGACCUGCGCUAGAUGGCGACUACUGGCGCCUGGACAAGAUUCUGCUGCGCAAGGCUGAGCAGGGAGUGCGCGUGUUUGUGCUGCUGUACAAGGAGGUGGAAAUGGCUUUGGGUAUCAAUAGCUACUACAGCAAGUCCACGCUGGCAAAGCAUGAGAACAUCAAGGUAAUGCGCCAUCCUGAUCAUGCCAGAGGUGGCAUCUUGCUGUGGGCUCAUCACGAGAAAAUCGUGGUCAUAGAUCAGACCUAUGCCUUCAUUGGGGGCAUUGACCUGUGCUAUGGUCGCUGGGAUGAUCACCACCAUCGUCUCACCGAUCUUGGAAGCAUCUCAACAGCCUCCGUCUCGGGUAGCACACGUCGCACGCCCAGCCUCUAUUUCAGCAAGGAUGACACGGACUCUGCCUUUGGAUCGCGCAAGUCCUCGCGGAAUGCCCACUACGAAACAUCCACCGCCAAGGAGCGAUCGCCUUCGCCGUCGCCUGAUGAGCCCAGUACCAGCAUCGAGUUGAGAACCCUAAAGCCCGGUGAUCGACUGCUGAUACCUUCGAUGCUGGUGCCAAGUCCAGGAGACACGCCCGGAGAGUGCAGCAUUGCCUUGGAGGGUAUGAAACUGAAUACCCCAGAGAUGGAGCGCAAGAAUGUGCUGGACCGUCUCAAGAACAACGCCAUGAAGGGCGCCCGUUUGGGCAAGGACUUUAUGCAACGUCUCACUGCCACUGAGGCGGCGGAGGAUAAACCGGACGGGGUGUAUACCGUUGAGUCCAACGAUGUAACGGACUACGAAGUGACUCUCAAGUCGGCUCCACAUGAACAGGAGGAGGUGACGGUGGCCGCCAACAGCACGCAAAUACUCAGCGAGUUCUAUGGCCAGGCCAAGUAUUGGUUCGGCAAGGACUACUCCAACUUCAUACUCAAGGACUGGAUGAACCUAAACUCGCCAUUCGUUGACAUUAUUGACCGCACCACCACGCCGCGGAUGCCCUGGCAUGAUGUGGGUCUCUGCGUGGUUGGUGCAUCUGCCAGGGAUGUUGCUCGCCACUUUAUCCAGCGUUGGAAUGCCAUGAAGCUGGAAAAGCUGCGCGACAAUACACGCUUCCCCUACCUGAUGCCCAAGAGCUACCACCAGGUGAGGCUGAACUCCCACCUGCAGCAACUGCAGCAGCGCCGCCAGCAGCGAGUCACCUGCCAGUUGCUGCGCAGCGUUUCAGCCUGGAGUUGUGGCUUUAUCGAGGCGGAUCUGGUGGAGCAGUCCAUCCAUGAUGCCUACAUCCAGACAAUCACCAAGGCGCAGCACUAUGUGUAUAUUGAGAACCAGUUUUUCAUCACCAUGCAGCUGGGCAUGGGUGUGCCGGGGUCGCACAACAAUGUCCGGAAUCAGAUCGGCGAGACCCUCUUCAAGAGGAUCGUGCGGGCGCACAAGGAACGAAAGGCGUUCCGCGUGUAUGUGAUAAUGCCGCUGCUGCCGGGCUUUGAGGGUGAUGUGGGCGGCAGUACGGGAAUUGCUGUCCGGGCCAUCACUCACUGGAACUAUGCAUCCAUUUCCAGGGGUCGCACUGCCAUUUUGACUCGCCUCCUGGAGGCCGGUGUAACCGAGCCACAGAAUUACAUCUCAUUCCACAGCCUGCGCAACCACUCCUUCCUGAACAACACGCCCAUCACGGAGCUGAUCUAUGUGCACUCCAAGUUGCUGAUUGCCGACGAUCGUGUUGUUAUAUGUGGUUCUGCAAACAUCAACGACCGCUCGAUGAUUGGCAAGCGGGACUCGGAAAUUGCGGCCAUCAUCAUGGACGAGGAGUUUGAGGAUGGCCGCAUGAAUGGCAAGAAGUAUCCCAGCGGAGUAUUUGCCGGACGUCUGCGAAAAUAUCUCUUCAAGGAGCACUUGGGCCUUUUGGAGGAGGGUUCUAGCCGCUCCGAACUGGACACCAGCGAUCCCGUAUGCGACAAAUUUUGGCAUGGCACCUGGCGCCGUAUAUCCACAAGGAAUACGGAGAUUUACGAUGAGGUGUUCAAGUGCAUACCCACGGACUUUGUCAAGACUUUUGCCAGCCUGCGCAAGUACCAAGAGGAGCCGCCACUGGCCAAGACAGAGCCAGAGUUGGCGGCCAACAGAGCCAAUGAAAUUCAGGGAUACUUGGUGAAUUUGCCUUUGGAGUUCCUCAACAAGGAGGUGCUUACACCGCCCGGCACCAGCAAGGAGGGUCUCAUUCCCACCUCCGUAUGGACAUGACAUCUUUGAGAGAAAUAGAGAGAGAGAGAAAGAGAGAUUCCUACCUCUGUAUACAAGUUUUCAAGACGCAACUAGCUCUUAAUUCGUAAAUUCCUGUGGAACACCUAUAUUAACGUUUACAAAACCCCACCAAAUGCGCUUAACCCAAACUUGAACGCUUUGUCAUUGCCAAGUCGUAAGCUUUGUAUAUUGUAUAUAUAAUAUAUAUAAUAUAUAUAAUAUUCGUAAAUGCCUUAGGUACUACCAUCUAGUUAUUAAUUUAUUUUAUGCUGUUUGUCUAUCCGGAUGUGCUCAAGCCUAGUUCUUAGACCGUAAUUGUUAUUCUUUUGUACAAUGUUUAAAAGCAGUAUUUUAGAAUGUUUUACACAAGCUUAUUAAAGUGAUAUGGAGUGCAAAUAAACUAAUUUUGUUGAGAAAGAAAUUACCAAGGGUAAUAAAACAUUUUGCAAAUAUA